AUGGUUCAAUCUCAGAUUGUCCACCCUAAUGUUCAGAUAACCGAAAUAACGAGAGAAUUCUGCAGUGCUGCAUCAAAAUUGGCCGCGGGCAAGCUGGUCAAAGAUGAGCACUUCACUUUAUAUGAGGCCGUCAGCGCCUUGGAGAUCGGUGAUCCGAAGAUGGAUAGCGGUUGCUCCGCUUUCGACGCCGACAUCGAUGAGGAAUUCGACCCUGCCAGGACAGCGUCGGCAGAGGAGAUCAUAUGGCUGAUGGACCAGUUGAUGUAUCGCGAGGUAGCAUGGCACAUGGGAUAUCCUCUGUCCCAAACUCUCUUUACAUCGAUACACAUUGAACGACUCCUCUGGCCUCAACCAAAGCAAUUCUCUGACGCCUGUUUUUGGAGGGACCGUCCCAACGCCAGAGGUGCGCCUUCUUUGCUGCAUGACGUGUUUCAGCCCUACUGUGUAGGCCUGAUCAAGUGUUGUGACCUCGUUCUCUCCAUGGUGGCGAGUCAACAUUUUUACGAGGAGGAAGAUUUUGCGCCACAGAUAUACAAUCGACCCCUGCUGCAUGACUUCUCAGUGGGAGAGGUCAUGGACUCGUUGCAGGAUGCACGUACUUUUAUACACACCAGCAACCUUCCGCAGCCGUUGAAGGGUGCACUGAAGGACAGGGUGGAUGCAAGGUCUGCUUUCCUUCAGUUAUUUCACAGUUGCGAGCUCCGCGAACGACCAACCAAGCGACUUCUCGAAGAAAAUCUUGCCUUGAUUAAGACGAUUGAAGAGACUUCCAGUCUUGGCCGCCCAACCUCGACUGUGAUGUUUACGCUGAAGAUGCAACGGGGUCUGGCGAGUAGUGUGCCCCCGAGACCGAUGAUAGUCAUUGAGAAGGAGAAAGCUUUACCAUUCUUCCGCCAGCUUCUUACGGAUACCACUACAGCAUUCCAGAUGCUUGACAUUACUUCCAGCAGCGACCUGCUGGUUGCCUAUCAAAGGUUCAUGGCGCAAACGUCACCACCCGCCGUGUACGUCCGAGCACUCCUCCAGUCGUUCUUGAAUGUUGAUAACACGGUGCUGGGCCGAUUCACCCCCAACCGCUUCAUCAGUCAAGACAUGCAUUCUCUCUCACUUCCGAGCGCUUUACCCUUGGACAGCAACAACAGCGAAAUCGAGGAUAUUCCAGAAGAUCAGCAAAUUGAACUUAGCGCCAGAGUGAAUCUAUUUCUGAAUCGUUGCGGACAGUCCUUCCUCAAUUUGUUUAGAACUUAUUGCCUGAACCGUUGCAGGUUGAGGCGUUCAAUGUGUCACGCAGCGCUUGAGUGGGAUCAAAUCCAAGCAGAGGCUGAGGACCUGGAUGCAUUUGCACAAUCUGUACAGGACGAACAACCCAUUCCGUACCCCAACGGCGAGGAACCCACCUUUUCAUAUUCCUUCAGCAGUUGGGUUUAUCACUACAAGCUGAUCCAACUUCGAACGAUCCAUCAGAUGGGAUUUGAACUUUCCAUCUAUGCUCCCCACGAGUUUGCCGAGAUGUACUGGUAUCUGUCAUUUCUGACCAACUCACACCUCUCUCACCUCGAAAGGAUCAGCUUCUUUGUGUCCUCAAGUCGACAGGUGGAUGCACCUCGGCAAGAUAAGGUGCAGAUAGCGUUGAAGCGAUUGUACCGCCAUUUCACUUGGAUCAAAGCCACAGAAGCCAUGGCAAAAGCCCUGCAUCGGGUCUUCACCAUCAUUCAACGUCAUGGCCAUCUGCACAAGCCUUCGCCCGCCUAUGCAUCAGACCGGUUACGCUACGAGCUGAGAAUGCGACCGUUCCUCAACCUUUCCAUCCCCGAACCAAUCGAGUUUAAUGUAGCUCACCAGUCAUACUCAUUGCAGGAUCUCCCCGAUGAUUUGGUCCUCGAACAGGCGUCCAGUUUGACACAGACGGCAAGAAAAGCAUGGGAAGAGGUUCUGAGGGGCGGCUGGGAGUCCAAGCCUCCCCGAUCUGCACAUCCGGAAGCUGCUCGGGUCGGAGAAGGAAGAGGCAAGACGGUCGCUCCGAUAGUGGACAGCGAGUGGGCAAAAGACGUGCGCAACUCGAUGAAAGCAUGUAUAGGUACCGCGAUCGCGAUCGCUGCUCUGAGCAAAGCUCUGCAGGUUCCUGGAAAUGCCCCCGCGGCAAAAGGCAUCUCAGGGCUGAAGGUGGAAAUCCCGCCGGUCGGAGACCGAGACCGGUGGCAUUUGGCAUGGCCGGUACCCAAGAUUUCCAGCUGA
Messenger RNA from Cladophialophora psammophila CBS 110553, 2235 nucleotides. RefSeq lists its product as uncharacterized. NCBI's taxonomy places the organism in Eukaryota, Fungi, Ascomycota, Eurotiomycetes, Chaetothyriales, Herpotrichiellaceae. The transcript is spliced from 5 exons. The coding region runs from base 1 to 2235 and encodes 744 amino acids. The record is from RefSeq and is a predicted model, not a curated record. Gene Ontology annotation, biological process: N-terminal peptidyl-methionine acetylation. Gene Ontology annotation, cellular component: NatC complex.